AUGGUGUUUUGAGCAGGCAUGCGCACUUUGCUCCUGUUCUUCUUCCAAGUUGAUAGGUAUGGUGGGUGACGCGCGCCUUGCGGUUGUUGGGUUAUAACUUUGGAGACUAUUUAACGUUUUAUAAGAUUGACAUCGGUGACUUGGGAGCUGCAGGCCUGUAAUUCUAAAGGUGUCAUUCUUACUGGAAUGCUGGACACUGAGUCCACCAUGGAGAGUAAUGGGAAUGCAUUUCUUCCUAACCUUCCUGCUCAAGCAGCAGACUGGUCUUUGGACCAAGUUCCUCCACAACCAGUCGCUAACAUAGUGCCGGAGGGUUCAGAUUCUUCUCAGGAUGAGCAGCAGCAAAACCAACAAAUAAACUCCCCGGAACUGGGAUCUGUGGAGAAGGCUGUGGAACAGUUUCAGCUUGCCACUGCUUCUCUUUUCCAAGAGCAGCAUCCACCUCCACCGCCACCUCCUCCACCACCACCACCUACAGAGGAAGCAGACCAAGCAGUGGAAUAUGCGUCUGAGUCUCAGCCAGAGGCUGUUGUUCAGGAUGGAAGUCAAGAUGGUACUGAAGCAUCACAGUUAGAGGAUGGUAUGGAGCUGGAAGAACCAGCCAAAGAAAGUUCACAGGAAGCCUCUGUUCCUACCGAACCAAGCCUACCCUCAGAGUUUGAAAAACUUUAUAAGAUCUGUGAAGACAGCCCAGAAGACUUCAAUGCUUGGGUUGCACUGCUGCAAUAUGUGGAACAAGAAAAUCUUCUUACAGCUGCAAGAAAGUCGUUUGAUGUAUUCUUCCUACGUUAUCCUUACUGCUAUGGCUACUGGAAGAAAUACGCAGAUCUUGAGAAAAAGCAUGGCAAUAUACAGGUUGCAGAAGAGGUGUACAGAAGAGGCUUACAGGCUAUCCCUCUCAGUGUGGACCUUUGGCUUCACUACCUCACUUUUAUAAAAGAAAACUCGGACCCCAAUGACCCAGAGACAGAGGGACGAAUUCGAGCCUCAUAUGAACAUGCAGUGCUUGCAGCAGGCACAGAUUUCCGAUCUGAUCGCCUUUGGGAGUCCUACAUAACCUGGGAAACAGAACAGCAGAAGCUGGCUAAUGUCACCACCAUCUACGAUCGCAUCAUGGGCAUCCCAACACAGUUGUAUUCUCAGCACUUUCAGAGGUUCAAAGAUCACGUGCAGGGCAACCACCCCAAAUACUUUUUGUCAGAAGAGGAGUUUGUUCAGCUUAGACUCGAGCUCUCUAAAUCUUGCCUGUCUGGAAUGGUUGGUGAAGAUGGAGACGCAAACAUUCCUCAGGAGGAGCUGCCACCUGGUACCGAGGACCUUGCAGAUCCUGCUAAGAGGGUGACAGAAAUUGAAAACAUGCGGCACAAGGUGAUUGAGGCUCGGCAGGAAUUGUUCAACCACAACGAGCAUGAAGUCAGCAAGCGCUGGGCCUUUGAAGAAGGGAUUAAGCGACCAUACUUCCACGUCAAAGCCUUGGAGAAGACGCAGCUAAACAACUGGAAGGAGUACCUGGACUUCGAAAUUGAAAAUGGGACGCCAGAGCGAGUGGUGGUUCUCUUUGAACGAUGCCUCAUCGCGUGUGCCCUCUACGAGGAGUUCUGGAUCAAGUAUGCAAAAUAUCUAGAAGGCUUCAGUGUUGAUGGUGCGAGACAUGUGUACAAGAAGGCCUGCUCUAUACAUCUGCUCAAAAAACCUUCCAUCCACCUUCUGUGGGCAGCCUUUGAGGAGCAACAAGGCAACAUGGAAGAGGCUCGUGGAAUCCUGAAGACCUUGGAGGAAACAAUCCCAGGUUUGGCCAUGGUUCGUCUACGGAGAGUCAGUCUGGAGCGUCGCCGCGGCAACUUGGAAGAAGCUGAGGCACUGUUAAAGGAAGCAAUGGAGUCUGCCAACAAUGCCACAGAGUCAUCGUUCUAUGCUGUAAAGUUGGCUAGGCACCUGGUGAAGGUGCAAAGAAGUCUUAGCAAGGCAAAGAAGGUGCUUCUUGAUGCUAUUGAGAAAGACCAGACCAGUUCAAGACUAUACUUAAACCUGCUGGAGCUGGAAUUCAAUGGAGAUGUGACACAGAAUGAGGUGGAGAUCUUGGCUUGUUUUGACCAGGCCCUAAGGAGCCAACUGCCCCUGGAAUCCCGCAUUGUUUUCUCCCAGCGCAAAGUUGAAUUCUUAGAAGAUUUCGGCAGUGACAUCAAUGCGCUUGUGGCUGCAUAUGAGGAACAACAAAAUCUACAGAAAGAAAACGAGUCUUUAAAGAGGAAGGCUGAGAAUGGAUAUGACAGCUCUCAAGAACCUGAUGGAAAGAGGCAGAGAGUAGAUGAUGCUUCUGCCGCUGCAGCAAAUGCAAUGACGGACAUGCAGGCAAACAAUUCUGCAUACAACUACAACUGGUACCAGCAACAGUAUGGUGGUUGGGGACAAAAUUCCUGGGGGCAGUACAACCAGUAUGCCCAGUACAACCAAUACUACCCUCCUCCUCCUACAUGAUGAAAGAUUGAGACACAUCUUUUUCUGUCUUUAAAUCUUGAAGCAGAGCAAAUUACCUGGGUGUCGAGGAGAUUUUAAUUCAGCCGCACACUGAGCAGGAUAACCUUUUUUUGUUUUUUUCCACUACUGUUAUUUACUGUUUGCUAAUAAAACGUCAUGCUACAUCCCUGUGUUAGAACAACUUUGGUUCUCAACGGUAGAAUGUAAAUCAGUUGGUUUUUAAACAGUAAUUAGAUAUAUUGUAUCAAUCUGUUGAUUUAUUAAGUGUUGUUUGAAGGCAAAUUGAUUUUUUUUGUUUUUGUCCUAUACAAGACAAAGGCUUUUUAAUUUUAGAUUGACUGAUUUAGUUUGGUUUUUCUUUGUUAUGGCUAUAAAGUUGUUAGAGAAACAUUUAUGUAUGUUUCUUGAGUCAUGUCUUCUUUCCAUACAGUAAGACAUGUAAAAAUUUCAUGAUAGUUUCCAUGAAGAGCUCCUUGUUUUUUAUUUUGAACUGAUUUCCUAAUAAAGAGAUUGAUAUCCUCAAGA
Messenger RNA from Girardinichthys multiradiatus, 3003 nucleotides. RefSeq names its product PRP39 pre-mRNA processing factor 39 homolog (yeast) (gene prpf39). Gene Ontology annotation, biological process: RNA processing; mRNA 5'-splice site recognition. The record is from RefSeq and is a predicted model, not a curated record. Gene Ontology annotation, molecular function: protein binding. The transcript has 15 exons. The coding region runs from base 187 to 2478 and encodes 763 amino acids. NCBI's taxonomy places the organism in Eukaryota, Metazoa, Chordata, Actinopteri, Cyprinodontiformes, Goodeidae. Gene Ontology annotation, cellular component: U1 snRNP; commitment complex; U2-type prespliceosome.